This is a messenger RNA of Monoraphidium neglectum, 864 nucleotides long. Its product is annotated as PsbP domain-containing protein 4. Bases 1 to 864 code for a protein of 287 amino acids. NCBI's taxonomy places the organism in Eukaryota, Viridiplantae, Chlorophyta, Chlorophyceae, Sphaeropleales, Selenastraceae. The transcript is spliced from 7 exons. The record is from RefSeq and is a predicted model, not a curated record.
AUGAAGCAUCUCAAAACACACACGGUGUCCUCGGAAGCGCGCCAUGUUGGCACGGUCCCAGCGGCGCGCGCGGGACAGCCAGUCGUGCGCGCGCCGCAGCGCCUGUGCACGGCGAGCGCGGUGCCUCAGCAGCAAUCGUCCCGGCAGCAGCAGGAUCAGCAGCCGCUGAGGCUGCAGGAGCAGUAUGCGCCUGCCACCUCCAUGUUGAGUGCUGAUGCGGCGCUAACGCGGCGCAUGACGCUUGGCCUCGUCGCGGCAGCACCUGGACUCCUGGCCGCCCUGGACGCGCGGGCUGUGCAGGGGCUGACUGCCGGGCGCAUCCCUGGCGUGUCAGCCGAGCCCGACAGCGAGGGCUUCUACACCUAUUCGCGCCCUGAGGGCAAGUCAGGCUGGAGCGAGAUCCCGCGAUACAGCUUCAAGGUGCCCGCGGGCUGGGACGAGACCCCGGUGUCCAUCGCUGACCUGGGAGGCGCAGAGAUCGACCUUCGUUUUGGGGAGCGGCAGCAGGGCAACCUCGUCGUGGUGGUGGCCCCAGUGGCGCGGUUCGCCGACAUCGGAUUCAACGCAGAUGUGCGCAUUGAGGAUCUGGGCCCCCCAGACCGCAUCAUUGCCGGCUUUGCCCCCGAGCUCUACGGCCGCCCCCUGGACGAGGGGGACGUGCUGGAGCAGGCCGUGGUGACCAGGGGCGGCCUGAGCUACUACCAGUGGGCGGUCAAGCCCCACAGGCUGGUGUCUGCGACCGCGGUGGGCAACCGGCUGUUCCUCAUAUCGGUGGCCACCCCCACCGCCCGCCAGUGGCGCAAAUACGAGCGCGAGCUGCGGGUCAUCCAGGAGUCCUUCACGGUGCCAGGCGGAUCGGCGUGA